GAGAGAGAGAGAGAGAGAGAGAGAGAGAGAGCUUUGAGAAUAUGUGAUACUCUGUUUCAUUCUCUUAUACAAUUUGCUUGUAAAAUUUAUUCAAAUAUAUAUUUAUCUCGUGUGAAUCCAAUGGAGGCCGGAAGGCAUUUUCUUUCUUCAUCGUCAGCAUUUCCAUCGACAACCCAACUCAGGCAUCCUCUUCCUCCUCCUCCUCCUACUUCAGUCUUGAUGCGUCAUGAGCAAGCAACUCCCGCAGUUGCUUCUCUGCCUACUACAUUUAUAACUCAACAUUUUCCUACUUCAGUUCUUUUACAAGAGCAGCGCGACGAGUUCAAGCCUCUAAUGCAUAUAUUUAAGGAAGAAAAAACAUCUCAGGCGAUAUUAGAUCGGGUGCAGAUAGAGAAUACCACUGCUGAGGAAGAUUUGAAAAUAGAUGAGAUUUACAAGUUGGUCAAAGAUUUUCACCAGUUGCAUGUUGCGCCCUUACAAACAAGCGAAAAUUUGCCUACCACUCUGGCUCUGGAAUCUAACACCAAUGCUAAUAAGCAUAUGGACGUCGAGCCAUGUGAUGCAUUGACCCUAGCUAAAAAAGCUUUAUCAGCCUCAAUAGAAGCGGCCUCUAUAGCUGAAACCUGCAAACCAAUCGGUGCUGGUCUUAAUGAGUCUAUUUCUCUGGGUUUGGGGUGGCAGGAGGAAACUGUAAGGGCAACUCGACUUCUAGAGAGGCGGCGCAAGCGACUCAAGAAAAGGAAUUUGCUCAACUCAAAAGAUCCAGUUCAUGAGACUAGCAGUUCUAGAAGUUCAGAUGUACGGAGAAAAUAUAGUGAAGGAUUAAAUUCUAAUGAUCCCCUGCGAUUAUUCUUGUGGGGUCCUGAAACAAGACAACUUUUAACACUUAAAGAAGAGACUGAGUUGAUUGCCAAAGUUCAGGAUGUAUUCAAGUUAGAGGCAGUGAAGAGUAGCCUUCAAUUUCAGUAUGGCCGUGAACCAACUUUAAUUGAAUGGGCUAAAGCUGUAGGCAUUAGUUGUCAGAUGUUGCAAUCACAGCUUCGUUCUGGUACAAGCAGCCGUGAAAAAUUGAUCUAUGCUAACUUACGUAUGGUAGUGCACAUUGCUAAACAGUAUCAAGGUCGAGGUCUUGGCCUUCAGGAUUUACUGCAGGAAGGAAGUAUGGGUCUUAUGAAAAGUGUUGAGAAAUUCAAACCCCAAGCUGGCUGUCGAUUUGCUACUUAUGCAUACUGGUGGGUGAAACAAACAAUUAGGAAGGCUAUAUUUCAACAUUCCAGGACUAUCCGCUUGCCGGAGAAUGUAUACACCCUCCUGGGGAAGGUAUUGGAGGCAAAGAAAUCAUAUAUGCAGGAAGGGCAUCAGAACCCAAGCAGAGAAGAAUUAGCAAGACGAGUUGGAAUGUCGGUUGAGAAAUUGGGAAAAUUGCUAUAUUGUACAAGAAUGCCUGUUUCAAUGCAACAAACAGUGUGGGCAGACCAAACUACCACUUACCAGGAGGUAACUGCUGACACUGGGGUUGAGAUCCCAGAUGUGACUGUGGCAAAGCAGCUGAUGAGGCAACAUGUGCGCAACCUCCUACACACUCUUGAAAAAAGAGAGAGACAGAUAAUCAGGCUAAGAUAUGGUAUUGAAGAUGGUAAGCAGAGAUCACUAUCAGAGAUUGGUGAAAUUUUUGGAUUGUCUAAGGAACGGGUACGGCAACUGGAGAGCCGUGCAUUCCUGAAGCUCAAGGAAUCACUUGGCAGCCAAGGACUUGGGGCUUAUGCUCCUUUGCUUAUGUAGAAGUUCUCGUCUGGCUAAUUAUCUACUCCAUCGAUUCAGGUUUCUGGUAUCUUUUAAGGAAAUCUGGAGUUCAGUUGUUGAGCUCUCCAGUUUUUGAGGUGAAUGUAUAGAAAACCAUGGCUUGGAAUAUGGAGAGUGCCCAAUAUGUUAGGUUGAAGGGUUGAAUAUAUGCUGGCUUAGGCUAGAUCUUAUGCUGUCAUGACAGCUUCCUUUCCUUUUCUGGAGAAGUGCUGGAACUACUGUAAGUCAUUGUAUAUCUCUCACAUCCCUGUUUGAAGACAUCACUCCAAAAUGAGUGGUCGAUGCUUUUCUAUUGUAUCUAUUUGCACAGAAUUUACCCAGUC
Argentina anserina (silverweed cinquefoil) is the source of this 2126-nucleotide messenger RNA. Its product is annotated as RNA polymerase sigma factor sigF, chloroplastic. Gene Ontology annotation, biological process: DNA-templated transcription initiation; regulation of DNA-templated transcription. The coding region runs from base 121 to 1782 and encodes 553 amino acids. Gene Ontology annotation, molecular function: DNA-binding transcription factor activity. The transcript has 9 exons. Lineage: Eukaryota; Viridiplantae; Streptophyta; Magnoliopsida; Rosales; Rosaceae. The record is from RefSeq and is a predicted model, not a curated record.